AAACUUCAAGGAAGGUAGGAAUGAGGUACGUACUCCUAAUAUCGAUCAAGGCUGUUUAGAUCUAAAGUCUGCUCUGCCGUUCGUUGUAAUGUGAUGCAAUCAUGCAAGGAAAGUCUGGAAACGGCAAUGUAUCUACGACUAUGAGCUUCGUAAAACCAUAGAGCUGUAAUAGCUCUAUGGUAAAACUGAUUGACAACGCAAUUGUGUAGCGAGGACUACAUUAUCGUUCUCGCGUAGCACACGCACGGCAGAGGCGGUGGUGCGCACUUUGAGUGUCUGCAUGCAGCUACGUUUCAAAAAGCUGGGUAUCCCGACAAAGUAAAAUCCACACAUAAAUUGAAAACGACCAUGGUGGGCGUGGCGUUCGCGAAUCAACGGAGGGGGAUUUCCCUGAAUAUCACGUGAUCACAGAUCAGUAGCGAGCUAGCGCUGUGUGUGAUGCGAUGAGAGACAAUCAUGGCGGACAGUAGGCAAGCAAGAAUCGCCCGACAUGGACGGAUGUUUCUCCGCAUUGGAGCAGUUUCAGGAUUGACAGCAGUAAUCAUGGGAGCAUAUGGUGCUCAUGUUCUUAAGACGAGGUCAGGGAUAGAACACGAGAUAACGACGUUUGAUUCAGCUAACAAAUACCAUCUGAUCCAUUCAUUGGCUUUGCUGGCCGUCCCUCUCACAAGGCAACCUCUUAUGACGGGGAGCUUGAUGACUGCAGGAAUUCUAGGAUUCUGUGGGACUGGCUACUAUUACUCAAUGACCAGUGAUGCAACACCCGUCAAGCUCAUGCCAAUAGGUGGACUUCUUCUCAUGGCUGGUUGGCUGGCCAUGGCCUUAUGAAUGUUCAUUACAGUUAUUUGCAUCUCACAUUAAUUCUUUAUUUUAUUUUGCCCCAGGAAUUUGAUCAAAAUUUAUGUUUUAAAGAAACCUGAAAUGGUAUGGAAUUUCUUGUAUUUCAUUUAUUUGUUAGAAAUUUUACCUGAUGUUCAUAUCUUGGAUGCACAGAAUGGGAUGAAAUUGUGUUUAGAUUAUUGUUCCAGGAACAUUGAAAGAUAUAUGAUAUGUUUCACACUGUGAACUAUAGUCUUGAGGUAUAUCUUAAAAAGGUCAUCUUGGUUUUUUUGUCUCGCCUGCAUGACAUCAUAACUUAGAAAGUAUAUGGACCUAGUUCAUGAAACUUGGACAUAGGGUUAAUCAAGUAUUACUGAAUAUCCUGCCUGAGUUUCAGGUCACAUGACCAAGGUCAAAGGUCAUUUAGGGUCAAUGAACUUAGACCAUGUUGGGAGAACUAUUUUCAAAAUCUUAACCGAAGGUUAAGUUUUUGAAAUGACAUCAUAACUUAGAAAGUAUAUGGACCUAGUUCAUGAAACUUGGGCAUAAGUUUAAUCAAGUAUUAGUGAACAUCUUGCUCAAGUUUCAGGACACAUGAGCAAGGUCAAAGGUCAUUUAGGGUCAAUGAACUUUGGUCAAGUUGGGGGUAUUUGUUGAAUUACUAUCAUAACUUUGAAAAUUUAUGGAUCUAGUUCAUGAAACUUGGACAUUAGGUUUAAUCAAGUAUCACUGAAUAUCCUGUGCAAGUUUCAGGUCACAUGACCAUGGUCAAUUAUCAUUUAAGGUCAAUGAACUUUGGCCGUGUUGGGGGUAUUUGUUAAAUUACCAUCCUAACUCUGAAAGUUUAUGGAUCUAUUUAAUAAAACUUGAGAUAUAAGAGUAAUCAAGUAUCACUGAACAUCCCCUGUGAGUUUCAGGUCACAAAACCAAGGUCAAAGGUCAGUUAAGGUCAAUAAACUUAGGCCAUGUUGGGGUAAUUGUUGAAUUGCCAUCAUAACUUUGAAAGUUUAUAGAUAGAGUGAAUGAAAUGUGGACAUGGGUGUAGUUCACAAGUCUUAAGUCACCGUUCAAAUAUCAUUAAUGGUCAAUGAACGUGGUAUUAUAUGAAUGGUGUUUUUGUGAAUGAUUAUUUUAUAGUAGUUUUCAAAGUUAGCACUGGUGCUAUAUUAAAUCGCGUAAUGCAGGCGAGACUGCCAGAGGCGUUCCACUUGUUUUUAAUUUAAGUUAGCCUUUUCUUAAAAGGCAAUAUAUUUCAAGAAUACCAACCCAGUGGAUUAUCAUGGAAUAUAUUUAUUGACAAACAUCACUGUCAAAGCAGCUAAUUAUAAUCAUUGGAGAAUCAUGGGGGAGGGAAAGGAAAGCAGAGUUAAGCUCAGCACUUGCCUGGGCGCUUUUCAUUUCUAGAUACACCUUUGAUUAUUAUUUCCUAUGUGAAUAUAUUGCUAUGGGAAGGUCUGAACAUUCCAUUAUUAAAUCAUAUCCUAAGUAUUAAGAGAAGAUUUCAUUAUUCAUGAGCUUCUGGGCUCAUUCUUUUUUAUAGUAAAAUAUGUAUUAUGAUGCGUGAUGGUUAAAAAGUCAAGAUUUAUAUUAAAUGAUAGUUAACAUUUAUGCCUGUCAAUCUUGUGACGAUAGUAACCCUCUGUUAUCAGGGACCAUGGAACAGUUUGUGAUGUAAAGGGGGCUGAACAUGCAUGCAUGAAAUUACAAUUUCAUGAUAUGCUUUUGUUCAUGAUUACUGAAGAAAGGGGGGGGGGGAGUGGCUUAAGUGUCUUAAAUCUCUCAAUGUUUGUAAUUUAAUUUCUGUUUUUGACUGUGUGAUCAUGUUGAAUGACUGAAUGGAUGGUCCCUUGUAAUUCAUCAUUUUUUUUUAAAUGCAGGGUAGAGACCUAUGAUACAUGUUAGAGAAAUGUUAACCCAAAAUUACAUCAUGUACCUUUACAAGCAGUUGAGACUCGAGACAUUGUUGUAUUCAUUCAAUAUGUGUGCCUCUCCCCCCUUCUAAAAAUGAAGUUCAUCCAAUAAUGCCUGGUUUGAUGCAAAGAUAAUUAACCACAGUCUUAGAGAUUAGAGUAGACAUGUAGUACAUGCUAUUUAAUAUGAUGUGUGUGUGUGUGAAUCAAUGCUUGAGAAUAUAUUAUAAGCCUAUAUUUUUCAUGCAACGAAAGUGACAUACUAGUACAUUUGUGAAAAUGUAUUUUAUUGAAUAAAAAGCAAUACACUUUCGUCA
Messenger RNA from Lytechinus pictus (painted urchin), 3046 nucleotides. RefSeq names its product transmembrane protein 256 homolog. Bases 457 to 828 code for a protein of 123 amino acids. The transcript is spliced from 5 exons. Gene Ontology annotation, cellular component: membrane. The record is from RefSeq and is a predicted model, not a curated record. Lineage: Eukaryota; Metazoa; Echinodermata; Echinoidea; Temnopleuroida; Toxopneustidae.